Messenger RNA from Monomorium pharaonis (pharaoh ant), 6389 nucleotides. Its product is annotated as chromatin-remodeling complex ATPase chain Iswi-like. Gene Ontology annotation, biological process: regulation of transcription by RNA polymerase II; nucleosome organization. Gene Ontology annotation, molecular function: DNA binding; histone binding; nucleosome binding. Gene Ontology annotation, cellular component: nucleus; chromatin. The record is from RefSeq and is a predicted model, not a curated record. NCBI's taxonomy places the organism in Eukaryota, Metazoa, Arthropoda, Insecta, Hymenoptera, Formicidae. The transcript has a single exon.
CGGGGAAUCCGGCGCAACAUGGCGGCGGACGGCGACGGACGGUGAUGUUUGACGCGCGGUGCUUACGGUUACGUUCGACUCGUUGUUGAUGCGUCGGCAACACUCGGUAACUGGCUAGCGAGGCGAUACGUACACGAGCAUACGGAACGUGCAGCCCGUGCAACCGGCACGAGCAUUACCCUACUACGCGAGUAUUACGCGCGAUCGGCGAGGAGGUUUAGUACGAAGAGGUGGUAGUACGCGAAGCUGCGGUGUGCGCGUAGUGACAAGGCAACAAGAUGUCCAAGCCGGACGAGAACGCGGACACCGGCGACACCGGGGACAACUCGAACGGGUCCUCGGCGGAGACGACGUCGUCGCGGGGCGGCGACUUCGAGACGAAGCUCGAGACGGACCGUAGCAAGCGGUUCGACUACCUGCUGAAGCAAACCGAGAUAUUCUCGCAUUUCAUGACGAACAAUCAGAAGGACAAGGCCGGCAGUCCGCUCAAGAUCAGGGCCGGCCGGCCCAGAAAGCAGCAGCCGGAGAACGUUCCCAAGUCGGACACCACCGGCGAUCACCGGCACCGCAAGACCGAGCAGGAGGAGGACGAGGAGCUGCUGGCGGAGAGCAACGCCAGCGUCACGCCUACCACGCGCUUCGAGUCGUCCCCGCACUACAUCAAGUCCGGUGAGUUGCGCGACUACCAGAUACGCGGCCUCAAUUGGAUGAUAUCGCUCUACGAGCACGGUAUAAACGGUAUCCUGGCCGACGAGAUGGGUCUCGGUAAAACGCUGCAAACCAUCUCCCUGCUGGGAUACAUGAAGCACUUCCGUAACAUACCCGGCCCACACAUCGUCAUCGUGCCAAAGUCGACGCUGGCCAACUGGAUGAACGAAUUUAAGAAGUGGUGCCCGAGCUUGAGGGCCGUCUGUCUGAUCGGGGAUGCGGAGACCAGGAACACCUUCAUCAGGGACGUGAUGAUGCCCGGGGAAUGGGACGUGUGCGUGACGUCCUACGAGAUGGUGAUUAAGGAGAAGUCCGUGUUCAAAAAGUUCAACUGGCGCUAUAUGGUGAUAGAUGAGGCGCACAGAAUCAAGAACGAGAAGUCUAAGCUGUCGGAGAUCCUCAGGGAGUUUAAGACUACCAAUCGGCUCCUGCUGACCGGCACGCCGCUACAGAAUAAUCUCCACGAGCUGUGGUCCUUGCUGAACUUUCUUCUACCGGACGUAUUCAACAGCUCCGACGAUUUUGACUCGUGGUUUAACACAAAUAGCUUUCUAGGUGACAAUUCCUUAGUCGAGAGGUUACACGCUGUUCUAAGACCGUUUCUCCUAAGGCGUCUGAAGUCCGAGGUGGAGAAGGGACUCAAGCCCAAGAAGGAGAUCAAGGUGUACAUCGGCUUAAGCAAGAUGCAGAGGGAAUGGUAUACCAAAGUGCUGAUGAAGGACAUAGAUAUCGUGAAUGGCGCUGGGAAAAUUGAGAAGAUGAGGCUGCAGAACAUCUUGAUGCAGCUGCGCAAGUGCUGCAACCAUCCGUACCUGUUCGACGGCGCCGAGCCCGGGCCACCGUACACCACCGACGAGCACCUAGUCUACAAUUGCGGUAAAAUGGUGAUACUCGACAAACUGCUGCCGAAGCUGCAACAGCAGGAUUCGCGAGUUUUGAUUUUCAGCCAGAUGACGAGGAUGCUGGAUAUCCUGGAGGACUACUGCCACUGGCGCUGCUUUCAGUAUUGCCGGCUGGAUGGCAACACCGCUCACGAGGACCGGCAGCGGCAGAUUAACGAGUACAACGCGCCCCACAGCGAGAAGUUUAUCUUCAUGCUGUCGACACGCGCCGGCGGUCUGGGCAUCAACCUGGCGACCGCCGACGUAGUCAUUAUUUACGAUUCCGACUGGAAUCCACAGAUGGACUUGCAGGCAAUGGAUCGCGCGCAUCGUAUCGGCCAGCAGAAGCAGGUGCGCGUCUUCAGAUUCAUCACGGAGAACACGGUGGAGGAGAAGAUUGUCGAGCGGGCCGAGGUCAAGCUGCGCCUGGACAAGCUCGUUAUCCAGCAGGGACGGCUGGUCGACGCGAAGCAGCAGGCGUUGAACAAAGACGAGAUGCUGAACAUGAUCAGGCACGGCGCGAACGAGGUGUUUGCGUCCAAGGACAGCGCCAUCACCGACGAGGACAUAGACACGAUACUGCAGAAGGGCGAGGCCAAAACGGAGGAGAUGAAGCAGAAACUCGAGAGUCUCGGGGAAUCCUCGCUACGCAAUUUCACUGUCGAUGCGCCGACGGACUCCGUGUAUCAGUUCGAGGGCGAGGAUUACCGUGAGAAACAGAAGAUCCUUGGGAUAGGCAACUGGAUCGAGCCGCCGAAACGCGAGCGUAAGGCCAAUUACGCCGUCGAUGCGUAUUUCAGGGAGGCGUUGAGGGUGUCGGAGCCAAAGGCACCGAAAGCUCCGAGACCGCCGAAGCAGCCGAUUGUGCAGGACUUCCAGUUCUUCCCGCCGCGACUUUUCGAGCUACUGGACCAGGAAAUUUAUUACUUUAGGCAAACGGUCGGCUACAAAGUCCCAAAGAAUCCCGAGCUCGGGUCGGACGCCGCCCGAAUUCAGAAGGAGGAGCAACGCAAGAUCGACGACGCCCAGCCGCUCACCGACGAGGAGGUCACCGAGAAGGAGAAGCUGCUGCUCCAGGGUUUCACCAACUGGACCAAGCGGGACUUCAAUCAGUUCAUCAAGGCGAACGAGAAGUAUGGUCGCGACGACAUUGAGAACAUAGCGAAGGAGGUCGAAGGGAAGACCCCGGAGGAAGUCAUGGAAUACUCGGCCGUCUUCUGGGAACGCUGCCACGAGCUUCAAGACAUAGACCGCGUGAUGGCACAAAUCGAGCGUGGCGAGGCCAAGAUACAGAGACGCGCCGGCAUCAAAAAAGCGCUAGACGCGAAGAUGGCCAGAUACCGAGCGCCUUUUCACCAGCUCAGGAUAGCCUACGGCACGAACAAGGGCAAGAAUUACACCGAGGAGGAGGACAGAUUUCUCGUCUGCAUGCUGCACAAACUCGGCUUCGACAAGGAGAACGUGUAUGAGGAGCUGCGCGCCACGGUGAGAUCGGCGCCGCAGUUCCGCUUCGACUGGUUCGUCAAAUCCCGCACCGCCUUGGAACUGCAACGUCGCUGCAACACCCUGAUAACCCUGAUCGAACGCGAGAAUCAGGAACUCGAGGAGCGCGAGAGGCAGGAGAGGAAGAAGAAGGGCGGCAACGUAGGAACGAAGCCGACGUCGAAACGAAAGGAAAAUUUGCCGGCGCCGCAGGACAAACCGCGGAAAAAGAAGAAAUAAACCGACCUGAGUGCAACCUCGAGCGAGUCCUGCCCUCCCUUCCUCUUCCGGACUGUUUUUUAGAACCGGACUCUUUUUCACGAUCCUCGCGCGAGUUAAAUAUGACUGAAAAACGGACCACGGGUAUUCACACAAGGCACUCUUUUCUACAUUGCAAAUUUUAUUUUAUUCUCACCGCGUCCAUGUGUGUGACUCCAGAUCUAUCACUUCAUAUUCCAUUGUAACGAGAUACAUUCUUAGAUUAACUGACUGCCAAGUUCAUCAGGCCUCAUCGAAUUUUGUAGCGACAUGGACUUUAAAUCGUCCACCGUAAUUGAUCUCGAAAAAUGUAUUCGUGUAAUCGCGAAACUAAUUAAUUUUAUUGAUGGUGCAGAAUCGUCGAUACUUACGCCGCAAUAUUUCCCGAUGGACUUGGACAGAACUCAAUAUUACGAGUGUUUUUGCACGUGCUCACGGAUGCCUGAUUAUGAAAUGAAGUAAAGAGAGAGAGAGAGAGAGAGAGAGAGAGAGAACGAAAGAGAGAAUCGUAAGAAAAGUACACUAUUUAUUUUCUCGGGUCUGUCAAAUUUUAAGUUGUUAUUAAAAUUUUUUCACCUUCUCGCUUCGACAAACUUUCGGUUUUAACAUCAUAUAUGUAUCGGUGAAAUUAAGAUAUUCGUAUAAGUUUUUGUUAAUUUGAAUCGUGUACUAACUUAUAGUGUUUCAUAUAUUACGUAUAAUGAUGUGUUGCCACGAAAUUCUUUUUUAUAUGAUAUAUUAAAAAUUUCAAAGUAUUAUGUUGCGGUAUGAUAUAUAAACGGUAUACGCUGAUUUGUUUUAUAGCCAAACGUUACUCCGUAAUACCUAAUUCGAAGUGGUAUUCUUCCACGUUAGUCACGAACGCUGUCACAAGUUUUAAUGAGGAAAACUGCUGUUCUGUCAUUUGAAAAUUACAGCUUUUUAAUACGCGUUGAAUUCCAAAUUUCUAACAGAACUGUAUACAUCUAGGUAGUUUUAUAUUUAAGUUUACAUACAUAAAUCAUACAUUAGACAAGAAUUUGCAAGGAAAUUACGUUUAGAACAUUAAUUAAUAAGAUAAUAAAUAAAUCUUACUAUUACGGAUAAAGGAUGUUUUAUUUCAGCUGCCAUGUAUACGUCACUUUGAUACUUCUUACGAAAUACUUAUUGAUUAUCGCAAAAUUCGAUCGGUUUUUUUCACAACUUUUUCCAAUUGCUAAGGAAGGAAAUACGAUGUUUUUAAGUUCAAAUUUUACACGUAAAAUUUUGUCGAAACGAUAUUUUAUACUUAAUAUAUUUAAAAAUUUAAUAAUAUUAUAUAAGCGUAAUAUUCCGAUGCUUAGUUGCAAAUAUAAGAAUGUAUUGUGAAGAGUGUGUACUGAAAAAGUAUGAACAUUUAUAAUUCUCGUACAUAAUAUUUAUUAAUUAUCGAUAAAUGAAAAGGAGAUGAAUGCUACAUAGUCAAUUAGACCUUUAAAAAUGAAGAAACCGACAUUAGACAAACACUUAUUGUUUUCUUCAAUAAGAUACGUGAAAAAUAAUAAGAUAACGGAUCUAUGGAAAAGUUAAACAAAUGUAAAAUUUCUCUUUCGCACGCGAUGUAAAUACAGAUCGAAAGAUGUCGCGUACAUUGUACGAAUAUAUAAGUUAAAAAUGAAACUUUAUUAAUGUCGACUUUUUUUGAACCGUCCUUAAGGCCUCAGAAUUCACCGCCAGGAUAUCAUAUCCUAAUUACAUACUUUUAUAUAUUUGCCGUAAUUGAUUACCUUCUCUUCGAUCCAAAAAAAGCCAUUUAAAAAAAUAAGUGUUCUUAAAAAUUUACACGUUGCAAUGUAAUCGCUAGCAGCCAAUUGUUAAAGAGAAAAAAAUCCGUAUUAACAUUUUAAAUUGCGAUCUAAAUAUGACAUGAUGAGAGUAUAUUAAAAGGCAAGUACAAUUAAAAUUACAAUCGUUACAUUAGCUUACUUUCACACAAUUUGAAAAAGUUCACAUCUAUAACGAGAAAAUUAAUUAGCCACGGUGCUUAUUUAUAUGCAACACAGAAGGACACUCGAAAAAUUUGCUUAAAACUAAAGUAAUCCAUUCAAUCUUCCUUUCUAUUUCUCUUUUCUCUGCAUUUCCUAGCAGCCUUCUCGAAACAUGUUAAAAAUCUAUAAAUAAUGUUGGUAUAAUUCAGAUUUAAUCGGCGAUGGAAUACAUUUAGUUUUCAGCAAAUAUUUAUCCACGUGAUGAGUACACAAUUAUCAAUAACAGCAUGAUUCAUAUGUAAUCCCGUAAUUAUCUAUGGCAAGAAUCGGCCCAUUAUAAGACAUAUCGUAUUUGUAUUGCAUUACAUUCAUAUAUUUACGAGGUAAAUUUUCAACUGUCGAUUAAUGAAAAGAGAGAAUUAAUUACAAAUAUUAUGUUCUUCCUAUUUUGUAAAAUAUUUUUAAGCAAAUAUAGUACAAAUCAAUUCCUUAUUUCAUUAAAUAAUUACAACCGUUUGUAACAUUAAAUCAGAGAAAAUUCAGUACCGAAAUAGAUAUCUUGAUUUAAAUUGCAGUUACAGCGUUCGGAAGCAAUCGCAAUUAUGUCUAUCUAUACGAACACCGCCGAGAUACGAAUUCUGAAAUAAGUAUGGAGUUUACAUCAUUCUAUACAUGACUUUCUAACAUUUUAAUGAUUAUAUUUGCGCUACCUCAAAGUCUGUGCGAUAGCGGCAAUAAUAGGAUAAUAAUACUGGCAAAUCGUAUGGCGGUUUUAAGCAGACUUUAUCCCUAGGAGAGUGAAUAUUUUCUAGCGAAAUAUCUUCGCGUUCGUCUAAGUACGUAUACUACAAUAUAUUAUUCGAAAUCUACAGUACUCUGUAAUCAUUUAGCAAUGAUCUCAAUUUCAUUUGACACAAAUGCGUGAUGCUAUAGAGAUGCACUUGUCAAAUAAUUUUUACAAUUUAUAUACCUCCCGAUUUUUGAUUAUUCGACAAACGAUAAUUAUACGUACAUUCUCGUUCGCAAUCAUUCCUUACAUCACUAAGAUAAUAUUGACUUACUAAAUUGUUGAACAAUUAUUUCUGGAUUUCUGAUUAAAUGUGCGGAUAAAAAU